Molecule: messenger RNA, 799 nt
Organism: Pectinophora gossypiella (pink bollworm)
Lineage: Eukaryota; Metazoa; Arthropoda; Insecta; Lepidoptera; Gelechiidae
Exons: 5
Coding region: 170-799 (209 amino acids)
Source: RefSeq, a predicted model, not a curated record
AAUGUGCCAUAUCAAAACGAAAUACAGAUUGGAAGCAAUAGCGCAACGAAAAGUUGAAGUGUUCGAUUGAAAAUUUAAAGGCACUGGUACCGACUAGUGGCGUCACUAGUGCCGGGAAUUUGGAAGCGGAGGGCGCAGUAGGGUGGAUGUAUGAGUUGCUGGUAUCAGGAUGUCAUUGUGGGUGGGCAGCGGCGGCGGCGCGGAGCUUCGCCCGCCGACCACCACCGCCGCGCUCAUGUCGACCAACACGUCAAUGGAGUCGGGCAUCGAGGCCGGGGUGCUGCCCACCGUCACUGGGUCCCUCGCCUCCGCCCGGGACUCCCUCGGGUCUCUCUCCCGCGCCGCGGAGCCCAUGUACGACACCGACCACACAGAUCUCGGAUCCGAACUUGACGAAGCCGAGAUCAGGAGGGAGUUGAUGCAUGAUAAAUGGCGGCUGCUGUUCGAUAGGUUCGAUCCGGAGGGCUUCGGAGAGAUCCCGUGGCCGGACUUCUUACAGACCCUGGAGCACCCAGACUUCAUAGCACAGGUGCCGCCUCAUAAACUGGAGAUCCUGCUGGACAAAGCUCGGAGUGCCACGAGCGACGCCAUCACGUUUCAGGAGUUCGUCAAUGUGCCCGCGGCGUUCGCUGUGGUCGCCGACAUGACCACAUCACGCGCCGACAAUCGCACCCGUCCGAAAUAUCACCCGCUGCACAAUAUACCACUGAUUACGAUGGACGAUAUGAAAAAGAACGAGCUGCACAUUACACAUAACAUCCACAUCUCAAAGGAAACGUAUAAACAAAGUGAAGAGUAG